Verruconis gallopava is the source of this 2887-nucleotide messenger RNA. RefSeq lists its product as uncharacterized. Gene Ontology annotation, molecular function: protein binding; RNA binding. The coding region runs from base 72 to 2609 and encodes 845 amino acids. Gene Ontology annotation, cellular component: catalytic step 2 spliceosome. The transcript has 2 exons. The record is from RefSeq and is a predicted model, not a curated record. NCBI's taxonomy places the organism in Eukaryota, Fungi, Ascomycota, Dothideomycetes, Venturiales, Sympoventuriaceae. Gene Ontology annotation, biological process: mRNA splicing, via spliceosome.
AGCCGUCGUUGAUUCACAUAUCAAUACAUUGACAGACCACAAACCGCGACGUUCGCCUGCGGUAUAUAGCCAUGGAGGUGGUCUCUGCAGCUCAAAAUCCCUCUCCGGAGCCCUCAGGCCAUUUGCAUCGGCGAAAACGAUCGCCUCCAUCGCGCUCAUCAUCGCCGCCAGCAUACCGUCAGCGUACACGAAGUCCAAUCGAAAGUAACAGAAUCCACCGCCAUCGCUCUCCCAGCACGGAGAACUAUCGUGCUCAUCGUAGAGAUGCGCCAUUGCCAAGAGAUGUGGACCAACACCGGGCUCGAGAACGGCAGCGACAGCUUGAAAUCAGGCAGCAGGACAAAGAAGCAAAGCCUGAACUGACCGAGGCAGAAAAGCAAGCCGCUGCCCGCAAGGAGUAUGAAGAGCUACUUAACAAGAGGAGUGGUGGCGUUUAUAUUCCUCCCGCCCGACUAAAACGUCUCCAAGCUCAACUUGGUGAAGAUAAACAAUCAAAAGAAUGGCAACGCAUGGCUUGGGAAGCUCUGAAGAAAAGUAUAAACGGACUCAUCAACAAGGUUAACGUGUCAAACAUCAAGUUCAUUGUCCCUGAGCUCUUCGGAGAAAAUCUCAUUCGUGGACGGGGAUUGUUUUGCCGAAGCAUCAUGAAAGCUCAGGCAUCAAGUUUACCGUUUUCCCCUAUAUUCGCUGCUACUGCUGCAAUAGUCAACACGAAAUUACCUCAAGUUGGCGAGCUGUUGGUAAAAAGGCUCAUUUCACAGUUUAGGAAAGGAUUCAAGAGGAAUGACAAGGCCGUUGCUAUCUCAAGCUCUACAUUCCUAGCACAUCUUUGCAAUCAGCAGGUGGUGGGCGAGAUGCUUAUAGCUCAGAUCCUACUUCUUCUGCUGCAUCAGCCAACAGAUGAUUCGUGCGAAAUUGCGGUCAACCUCUGCAAAGAAGUAGGACAGCAUCUUGAAGAGUUCAACAGUGCUAUUGCCGCCGCAGUCUUCGACCAGUUCAGGAAUAUUUUGCAUGAAGCCAAUGAUUUGGAGAAGCGGACCCAGUACGCCAUUGAAGUGCUUUUCCAGAUUCGUAAAGACAAGUACAAAGAUUUCCCAGCCAUAAGGGAGGAACUUGACCUCGUUGAGGAAGAAGAUCAAAUCACACACAACAUAGACUUGGAUGGCGAAUUUUCAACUGAAGACGCCCUAAAUGUGUUCAGAUAUGAUCCUGAUUAUGAAGCUAACGAACAAGCAUACCAGAAUCUUAAGGCGCAGAUCUUAGGCGAGGUCGAUGACUCUGAAGCAGAAGAUGAAGAUGACAGCGACGAAAGCGAAGAUCAGGAGGAGACUGAAAAGGAAAGAGCUAUGGAGAUUGCAGACGAGACAAAUCAAAAUUUGGUCAAUCUCCGCAGGAGCAUCUACCUUACCAUCAAGUCCUCGGGUCUUUUCGAGGAAGCCGUGCAUAAACUGAUGAAAAUUAACCUUCCUGUCGGAUUGGAAGAAGAACUCCCUAGCAUGAUUAUUGAAUGUGCCAGCCAAGAACGCACGUUCGAGAAAUUCUACGGGCAAAUUGCCGAACGGUUCUGCAAGCUUAACCGGCUCUGGAGAGAACUUUUCGAAAGGCAAUUCAUCAAAUACUACGAGAACAUUCAUCGGUACGAGACAAACCGCUUACGCAUCAUCGCGCAGCUUUUUGCCCACCUUUUGGCUACCGACGCUAUUGAGUGGCACGUGUUGUCGGUCAUUAAGCUCAAUCAGGAGGACACAACUUCGUCCUCUCGUAUCUUUAUCAAGAUUCUUUUCGAAGAACUCUCAUUGAACAUCGGCAUGAGCACGUUGGUGGAGCGACUUAAAGACGACGCACUUCAACCCAGCCUUGCGGGUCUAUUCCCAACAGACGACCCGAAAAACACCCGCUUUGCAAUCAAUUACUUUACCGCUAUUCAAAUGGGCGUCCUCACCGAGGGAAUGCGCGAGUGGCUCCAAAGUCUGCCAAAACCGGAGCCCAAACCUCUACCCGAACCAGAGUCGGACAGCGAAAGUGUUUCGAGCUACUCAAGUUACAGCUCUCGUUCACGUACUCCGCCAUCUCGUCGUGUUGCGAGUCGACAUGCUAGGCGUGGUAGUUUCUCUGAGUCGGAUACUAACUCAGAUUCACGGAGUCCACCAAGAAGGCCUGCUCGUUCACGUUCAGAAGAGCGUUCACGUCGUAGCAGGCAUAGUUAUUCUUCACGCUCACGAUCGCCAUCCGAAUCUCGCAGUCCUCCAAGGCGAGCAUCGCGACGCUCAAGAAGCUACAGCAGUUCCAUAUCGCGAUCGCACAGUCGAUCACCUCCGCGCCGACGGGCACGUAAUUAUAGCUCUUCGCGCAGCCCUUCACUGCCGUCACGCGCUCAUGAUGAUUCAAGAUCUGCUUCUCGCUCACCUCCACCUCGUAGACAGGCGAGAAGAACAUCAAGUGAAAGAAGCGCUUCGCGGCCACGCAGAAAUGGUGAGCGGCUUCGCUCGGCGACACCGCCUAGGGGAGAACUGUUAAGGGGAAGAAGGAGAAACAGUAGCUCAGAUAUGUCGGAUAGAAGCCCAAAGCCACUACGCCGGAGAUAUUCGAGCUCGGAAGACGAAAGGUGACGGAGUCCGAUGACAAAGAGCGGCAGUAGAAGAAUUAGGCAUAGGGUUUGAGUGCAAUUAUCAAAGGACAGAUUGUAUCACCAAAGGUAUAUCGCGACCAGUAAAGUAAAUGGAAGAUUUUUGACCGGCACAAACCUCAAAUACCUGCAUCCCUAUUUCCAGUGUGUAAAUCUGGCACGUCAAACCACCAUGAAAGCAGAAUGAAAAUGUGCAAACGUGUAACAAUAGGAAACAGGGAUUCAUCCUCGAGUAGGUUAAAAUGACAUUGCCUAAAUUCC